Cladocopium goreaui is the source of this 793-nucleotide messenger RNA. The record is from the annotation of a GenBank genome assembly. NCBI's taxonomy places the organism in Eukaryota, Dinophyceae, Suessiales, Symbiodiniaceae.
GCAGCAGGUGGAAAGUGCAAAGUAAACAAAGUUGAGGAAGACGCGGAAGGUCGCUUCCGGGGAUGGGCAUCUUGCAUUGCAGAGCCCGGAUGCAAAGUCUCGAUGAGAUUUGUGAAGAAUAAGGACGAGAUCACUACAGCUUGGGAACAGUCGGGAGACCACCCCGAAACCGUGGAAGAGAGUGCGCAAGCUCGUGGCAAGGUUGCAGCAGCCAAGCGAGUAGCGCACUUGACCCCAGUGGCUGCGCAAGCGCAGCUGAUGAGUGAAGGGAUGGGUGGUGAAGAUCUACCAAGCAUGAAAGCACUCCACAAGGCACGCCGAGCACAUGUUGGCGGCAGCAGCAGCAAAGGUUCAAACCAGCGCAUGACAGGUGAAGACUGGUUGAAAAAGAUCCAAGCCGAAAUAGCAACGGAAAAGUUAGACAGGGACUGUGUUUGGCACCCCUUGGUCCGCACGGCAGGGUGGCUACCACUGGCCGCACUACACAAGGAGCCACCUCCCUGUGCAGAAGGGAGCGUGCUCCUCAUGUCACGCAACCAGCAGAAGUUGGCGGAGAAGCUGUUGGCAGAUGGCCACAACAACUCGAAGAAGGUGAAUGUCUUGAUCAACACUACUUGGAAAAUUGUCGUCGAAGGCUGGGGACUUUGUUCCAUUGGCAUUGGUCACAAGCACUACUAUCGAAACCUGCCGGCAUCGGAAUCCGUCGUCGUGGCCUGCGGCUGGAUUCCGAAGGAAGGCUAUCAAAGCUUUUGGGCCUUGCUGGUGACAUUCUUCACCAUUCUGGAAGAUGCAG